AAGCUUUUCAAAGGUAUCGCAUUUCGGGUGCUUUGGCUUAUAACUUUGGGCGGGUGAGAAUCCGCGCGCCACGAGGGGUAGCAACAGGGGUUUUAGUUGAACAUUGUCUUCUCCAUUCACCUUUCACAACAACUCUGCCACAUUAGCACGCAUGGCAGCAGAAAUCGAAGAUUUGACUUUGACCACGCCACGAGACGAUGUUCUUCCCCGGCGGGCAUCCCUCCGUCUGAUGGGCGUAUGCCUCUUCUUCGGUCUUGCUUCUCUAGCCUGGGGAUACAAUAUCGGUGUCAUGGCCUCGAUAUAUGUCCAUCCCGGCUUCUCCGAAGCGCUCAGCAGGCCUUCAAAAGCAGUGACUGGCUUUAUCACGAGUAUUUACUAUGUCGGAACCUGGUUCAGCUACCUCUUCAUAUCGCACCCGUUAGCAGACAGGUACGGUCGAAGAGUAGCGGCAGCUUACGGAGUCGUUAUUACUCUGGUGGGCGCUGCAUUUCAAACUGUCGCCAAAGCUCCGUUUGGGGUCGCCAUGAUGAUCAUCGGACGCGUUAUAUGCGGAGGUGGACUUGCUAUAGUCUCUACUUCGGUUCCGCUAUAUCAGAGUGAGGUUUCUCCAGCUAAACAUCGUGGCCGGUAUGUCGUCAUGAACCAUGUUGGUCUAGUGGCGGGUAUUGCGGUUGCAUUUUGGGUAGGGUUCGGAGUCAGUCAUUGGGAAACCGCCAACGGAAAUUUCUACGGCUGGAGAGUAUCAAUGGCAUUGCAGUUCAUACCCGAGGUGUUGUUUCUUAUCGGAGUAUUCUACUGUCCUGAAACGCCACGCUGGCUUGUGGAACAGGGCAGAAGUGAAGCGUCUCGAAGGAGUCUGUCGUGGCUCCGGGCCUUGCCUGCUUCGCACAAGCUUGUUGCGAAAGAACUCAGACAGAUCGAAAUAGAUGUCGAACAGCGGAAGUCGCUAGCGGCGGAUGAUUCCUGGACUCUCCUGUUUACAAAUCGUCCGUUGUUCAGCCGCCUAUGGCGUGCAUCUCUAUUGGCCUUCAUGGCGCAGAUGGCUGGUAAUACCUCAAUGAAAUAUUACCUGCCGGACAUUUUCAAGGGCUUGGGAAUCAAACGAAAGACAGCGCUGUUAGUCGGAGGGGUGGAGAGCACCUUGAAGAUUGCUUUCACCGUUUUCGACUCCUGGCUAGUCGACAGGUUUGGUAGGAGACUCACGCUCGUUGUGUCGUGCUUGGUGAUGGGCUGUUCCUUAUUUAUCAAUGGCCUACUUCCGAUAAAGUACCCUGGCAACAUUAAUCAUGCUGCCGAUUACGUCUGCAUCGCGUUCAUCUUUGUGUACACUUUCGGAUUUUCAAUAGGCUUUGGUCCGGCUGCGUGGGUCUAUGGGUCAGAAAUAUUUCCAACUAACUUCCGAGCACGCGGUCUAAAUAUUGCGGCAUCAGGCAGCUCUAUCGGCGCUAUCAUCUCCUCACAAACUUGGCCUGUUGGCAUGCAGAAGAUAGGAUCGAAGACGCACUUCAUCUUCAUGUGCACCAAUCUUGCCUCUGCAGUCAUCAUCUGGCUGUACUUUCCUGAAACCGGACGCCGCAGUCUUGAGGACAUGGAGGCACUGUUCAAUCCCGAUCAUAAACCACGUGCAAGGGUGGAAAAUGAGACUGAGAGAUAUCAUGAUGAAGAAGAAGAUGAGGACGAUGAUGUCGAUGAUGCAGUACCGCGACGGAACUCUGGACAACUGGUUCCACUCCUUCCGGACUCUGAUGGUCAAACACCCAACUCGUAAUAUCUCAACGUCACUUCGAUAUGUACGCAGGAGACUCAAAAAAUGGAGCAUCGAUUCUCUGUAUAUCCGACUCGUGCUGGUGGCCGAAGCUCUCCAGCUCGCUUUCAAGUUAGGAGGCGUUAAACCCGGCUAUUAUAACCCAACGCUCAACUUGGAGCAAGGCUAAAUAAAUUAAAGACGCAGACCCCACGCCUUUUCCCCGCACAAGGAAUCU
Molecule: messenger RNA, 1982 nt
Organism: Westerdykella ornata
Lineage: Eukaryota; Fungi; Ascomycota; Dothideomycetes; Pleosporales; Sporormiaceae
Product: general substrate transporter
Exons: 8
Coding region: 152-1768 (538 amino acids)
Biological process (GO): transmembrane transport; carbohydrate transport
Cellular component (GO): membrane
Molecular function (GO): carbohydrate:proton symporter activity
Source: RefSeq, a predicted model, not a curated record